Nerophis lumbriciformis (worm pipefish) is the source of this 2856-nucleotide messenger RNA. NCBI's taxonomy places the organism in Eukaryota, Metazoa, Chordata, Actinopteri, Syngnathiformes, Syngnathidae. The record is from RefSeq and is a predicted model, not a curated record.
AUGCACCACGAAAAGAAAAUAAGCAUGGAGGACACUUGGACUACUGCCGAGUUGAAAAGACAACUUUCCAGGAGGAGGGAACAGGACCACGACAGAAGGCAGCAUCGCGGUGGGGAAUCCGCGGAAAGACGUCACAGGGACUCCCGAGGGGACAGGGACCAGAGAGAGCGUCAUGCAGAAAGACGGGACUUGCAUCGAGAGGAUCGAAGGGGUGACUGGGACAAGAGGACGGAUGAGGGACGGGACAAACUGGAGGAUGGCAACAGACGUGGCCCCGACUCCAGAGAAGACAAGGAAAAGCGGGCUAAAGUGAGGCCAAGGGAGGGACAUGAGGAGGAGGACAGACACAAGAGGAAGGACGACAAGGAAAGACAAAGAGAGGAAAGAGACAGGGAAAGACGGAGGGAGGAACGGGAUAAAGAAAAACGCAGGGAAGAGCGGGAAAGGAGGAGACCCGAUGAGAGGCUGGACGAUCAAGACAGACGAGAGAGGCAUGAGGAAAGGAAGCAUUCGAGGGAAGAAAGAGAGCAACACCGAAAACAAAGAGAAGAGCGAGAAAGGAGACACAAAGAGAGAGCAUCUCACGACGAAACGCUGAGGCGUGCCAGAGAAGAGGAAACUGAGGAAGAGCGAGCUGAGCGGGAAAGACGCAGAGAGAGGCGGCGCAGGGAAGCGGCUGAGAGACAUCACAGCAGCCCAAGGAAAUCUAAAGCCAGUCACGGCCAGGACACUGAGACCAAAAAAGUUGAGGAGGACGUGAUGCAUUCAAGAAACGUGGCAACUAAAGAUUCCGCAGACAGGGAAGAAACAGUGCAGGCACCAAAGGCUGAGCCUUCGCAAGAGUACGAGGAUGAUUUUGAGGAAUACGAGGAGGAUUUUGAAGAACUAGACGAGGACGGCGAGAAGGAAGAUGAGAAUUUAGAGAUGUCCGAGGAGGUAAAAGCGAUCCAGAGAGCCAUGGGUGAAGAAAAUGAACGAGUCAGAGCGUCGUUUUCUAGACUCAGCAAAGAGGAAGAAGAGGAAAAGCCUGAAUUGUCCCAAGGUAAAGAGAAGAAGAACAUUAGAAGCUCACAGCGUGGAAAGUUCAUUGACUUUGCGGCCGCAAAGAAGCGAGAAGCAGGGAAGAAAGUCGCUAUGAAACAAAAAAAGCGCAGUGGAGAGCUGCUUCGCUUAAUUGAUCUGGAUUUGUCCACUACGGUGUCCCUUCUGGAUUUACCACCAGUCAGUGAAUAUGACAUGUACAUUCGGAACUUCGGUGCUGCUAACACAAAGCAGGCUUACGUGCAGUGGAACGAGGAAAAUGCAGACCGGGACAUUCAAACUGAGGAGCUGGAGUUGAGUGACAAGUGGACGCAGCAUCCCGCAGAACUGAGCGGUGCCUGUGGCGAUCCAAACCGGACAAAUGAAACACGAAGCAUAAGUGGGAUGAACUUGGAUUCAAGACGUUUGGCUGUCUUCCUGCAUUCUGCGUCCCAGGUGAUGGCAGUGCUGCUGGAGGAGGAUCACACCGAAAGAAGCUCCCUACAAGGCCGAAAGACGCAAAAGGAUGCGCUGUCUUUUAGUGACGGAAGUCUACAGCUCAACACCAACUUGCAUUUUCUCCGCAGUCGCGUCAUCAGCCAGGUGCUCUUCUCUCAGGCGCAGAGGCACACUCUCCUGUCGGUUCACAUGCCCUCAGCUUCGUCCAGUGACGUCAGGCUGCAUCACAGCUGCACCAUCAUCUGCGUCUGGAACAUGUGGGAGCCGUCUAGACCGCGGAAGGUUCUGCUUUGUGACUCGGAGGUGCAGUGCUGCUGUUUCAGCCCAGGAAAGGCCACAUUAGUGUUCGCAGGUACUUCCAUCGGUUCCGUGGCGGUGUGGGACCUUCGGGAGCCCGACGGGAACCACGAACGCCUGAAAGUGGGCGAUGACGAGUGGACUUUCAGACGACCCACUUUCUCCACCGAUGCAGUGCCCUCAGCCCAUUUCUCAUCAGUGACGUCCGUGGAGGUUGUUACCACCACUGUACCCGGUGGGCCGGGGUCAGAGGUGGCCUUUUUAGCAUCUGAGGAAGAGUUGUUGGGAUUGUCCUUUCAAUUGGCAUCUCUGGACGAGAACGGGCUUCUGAAUCUUUGGGUGGUAGUGCAACUCGCAAAAGCCAAUGAGGCUGGCUCCCAGACAGACCUAGGGCUGAGACCGGGUGGCAAAGUGAAGCUGCUCCACAGCUCCGGCUGCGUGACGGCCGAGGGGGUGUCGCCCUCGCACGCUGACAAAACGGGACCGAUGCAGUCGCUUCAUUUAAAAUUUCUCCCCACUGACCCCAGUCACUUUUUCAUCGGUAACAAUAUGGGUCAGGUCAACCACGGCACCACGCAGGGAUUGAAGGCCUUGCCCAGGUGUUACAGCUCGCAGGAGUUAGCAGCCCGGCUUGUUGAUGUCACCGCCAUCCAGUUUUCUCCUUUCAAACCACAUUUGUUUUUGGUUGGCUGCAACGAUGGCAGUGUGCGGUUGCACGACUUCAACAGUGACAAACCGGUGGCCGAGUGGACCGACAGCACUGCCGGGAAGUCUGUGGUCUCGCUGCAGUGGAGCCAGACCAGAGCGGCGGUCUUCUGCGUGUUGGACGCCGCAUCCCGCCUUUACAUUUGGGACCUGCUGAAAAGAGAAACAGCGCCUGUGGUUACAGAGCGAUUAAACACCGACAGGCUGACGGCCAUGGCUGCGUUUGGAGAUCCGGCACAACUGAACACAUAUUCAGGAAUAGCGACAGCCCACCAAUCGGGUAAAAUAGAAAUGCACUAUUUCACACGGGAAUUUACCAUACAAAGUAGUGAAGAAGAAAAAACAUUAGAAGGAAAGAUUUUAGAAUCCUUUUGA